AACUGAGGUUAAGGAAACAAGCAUGUAAUAAAAUUUUUGUUUUAUUAAAUCAUACUUAUUAUAUUUCGGGUCUAAAAUGGCACUCGACGUAAAAACGUUUGUGCUCGAUAACGGAGCUUAUACAGAAAAAUGUGGGUACAGCACCCAAGCAGAACCCAGAAUCAUUCCAAAUUGCAUUACAAAGGCUAAAAGUGAAAGAAGGCGCCCAUUUAUUGGUGACCAAAUUGAUGACUGCAAAGACAUUUCUGGUCUUUUCUACAUUCUGCCUUUUCAAAAGGGAUAUCUGGUCAACUGGGAGGUUGAAAAGCAAGUUUGGGAUUAUACAUUUGGCCAAGAUGUGUUUAAUAUAGACUUUGGAGAGACCUGCCUGAUAGUGACAGAGCCAUACUUUAACUUCACAUCCAUUCAAGAAAAUAUGACUGAAAUUCUUUUUGAAGAAUACCAGUUUCAUUCACUUCUUCGUAUUAAUGCGGGAACAUUAAGUGCUCACAGAUACCAUAAAGAAAAUCCAAAUGAACUUUGCUGUCUUGUUGUGGAGUCUGGAUACUCUUUUACCCAUAUAGUACCUUAUAUUAAGGGAAAGAAGUUGAAAAAUGCUAUAAGGAGAAUCAAUGUUGGUGGGAAGGCCCUAACCAACCACCUAAAAGACAUCAUCUCAUAUCGACAGCUUCAUGUAAUGGAUGAAACGUAUGUCAUGAAUCAAGUAAAAGAAGAUGUGUGCUAUGUGUCUACUCAGUUUGACCAUGAUAUGUCAGUUGCACGGAAAAAAGGAAAAGAUAAUACCAUCAUAAGAGAUUAUGUUCUCCCUGACUACACUGUUAUAAAACGAGGUUACGUCCGACCCUUGGAAGAAACAACAGGCAAGCCCAAAGAUAAUGAACAGAUCAUUAGAAUGAAUAAUGAAAGAUUUAUGGUCCCAGAAUUAUUGUUCCAUCCAUCUGAUAUUGGAGUGCAAGAAAUGGGAAUUCCAGAAGCUAUUGUGCAUUCAAUUCAGGCCACUCCAGAAGAAGUCCAGCCUCAUCUGUAUAAGAAUAUUCUGCUAACAGGAGGAAAUGCCUGUUUUCCAUUCUUUAAAACACGAGUGUACAGUGAUGUGCGAGCUUUUGCACCAGAAUUAUAUGAUGUUAGUGUCACAUUACCAGAAAACCCUGUUACCUUUGCUUGGCAUGGAGGAAGCCUGCUGUCUGAAAAUGAAGAAGCUCCAAAAAUGAUUGUGUCUAAAAAGAUGUAUGAAGAAAAUGGGAUGAACCUUUGCUUAGAAAAAUUUGAUGUCUGAAACAAACAAUUGAAAUAAUUUUUAUAGUAAUUUAUAUUGUGUAUGACCAAGGAACUCGGUAGGCAUAAUACAAACACGCAUGCUAAAAAAAAUCAACAAUGGCAGAGAGCUUUACUUUAAAAGAUGAUUGCCCCUCACUUUCAUUUCUUUCUGUACCAAACAAACCCAAAAACAAGGCAAGAAACCAUCGUCAAGAUACCAAACCAGAAAGUGACCAACCCACUAAAUUAUUCAUCUGUCUUCUUGUUGUUUCAGUUGAAAUAACUCUACAACUACUUUAUCACUAAUGUCAGUCAAACAUAAAUCCACUCUAGUGUUUCUGGAAAAUG
Molecule: messenger RNA, 1605 nt
Organism: Limulus polyphemus (Atlantic horseshoe crab)
Lineage: Eukaryota; Metazoa; Arthropoda; Merostomata; Xiphosura; Limulidae
Gene: Arp6
Product: actin-related protein 6-like
Exons: 11
Coding region: 77-1276 (399 amino acids)
Cellular component (GO): Swr1 complex
Molecular function (GO): nucleosome binding
Source: RefSeq, a predicted model, not a curated record